AUGCAGAACGCCAACUUUCCCACCGACGCCGACGGACGAGUCUACCACCUCUUCAUCCGUCCCGGGGAGGCUGCGAACCGCGUCCUAACCGUCGGAGACGUCCCUCGCGCGGUUGCGAUAGCCAAGACGCCCGGGUUCGAGGUCAAGUUCAUUCGCCGCGCCCCCCGCCUCUUCACUACGAUCACGGGGCUUUACAAGGGGGUCCCGGUGACCAUUAUCACGAGCCUGAUGGGCAUUCCCAACGCCGACUUCACCUUCCGCGAGCUCAGGCACUGCAUCCAGGGGCCCUUUGCCAUUGUCCGUAUCGGCACUUGCGGAACACCCCUCGAGGAUGCAAAGGUGGGCGACAUUAUCGUUCCGGACGUCUAUCACACCGUUCUCCGCAACCCGGAUGCCUUUGGUCCGGGGAAGAGCCUCCCCAUCGAGCAGCGCUACCUGGUCUCGGGAGAGAUGCAUCCUGACCGUGAUCUGACGUCCAUCGUUCGCAAGCACGUCUCGACACUUUCAUACAAGAUGCACGCAGGCGCCUGUCUGUCCUGCUGCUCUUUCUAUUCGUCACAGGGCCGUCAGGACCAGAACUUCCAGGACCAGAACGUGGAGCUCGUCGACCACUACAUCAAGACAGUUCCUGGGUUCUCCAUGAUGGAGAUGGAGAGUGCGCACUUCUGCGACCUUGCGCGCUGCGUCAACUCGAGCGUGUGCGGGGCUGUCUACAUGUCUGCGGCGCAUAUCGCCCUUGCUCAGCGCAAAAGCAACGACUUUCUGUCCAAUGAGAAGAAGCACCAGAUUGAGCUUGGUCUCGGGAAGGCCAUCUUGGAUUCCCUUGUGGAGUUCAAGAUCCCCGGAGAGGUGACCACUGUGGCAAACAGUGUCUGGACCCACACGGGCGAGCCCCUCGGCGAUUGGACUGAUUUCAAAUCCGAGUUUGAGUGA
Molecule: messenger RNA, 933 nt
Organism: Giardia duodenalis
Lineage: Eukaryota; Fornicata; Diplomonadida; Hexamitidae
Product: Uridine phosphorylase 1
Exons: 1
Coding region: 1-933 (310 amino acids)
Biological process (GO): uridine catabolic process
Cellular component (GO): cytosol
Molecular function (GO): uridine phosphorylase activity
Source: RefSeq, a predicted model, not a curated record